UACAAGUUAUAUAUACUGUGACUCAGAAAUCUGCCCUUAGCACUGACCUCUCCAUAGAUGAGUGGAAGCCACCUAAAGUUCCCAUCACUAAGUAGCAUACAAGGAGAAAGAUUGUGAUCAUGACAGAGUGAGGAAUGGAUUGGAUGGAGGUACAAUAGAGAAGGCAGGUGGAUGAGAUGUCUUUUGUGUCUAGAAAUCCCCAUUCAUCCUUCAAGAUGCAGCUCCAAUGCCAUUUAUAUUGUGAAGACUUAGUGAAAUUUUUCAGUGAUGAAAUUAACCAGAUACUGAGCCAUGGAGACCCAGAGCCUGCUUCCCAAGCCAGUGAUCUGGAAAUGACUGGAGACCAUACCAGGUUCUUGGCUACCUUCUUGGUAGCCCCAACAGCAGCAGCAGCACCAUCUAAGAACCGUGUGAAACACUGGAUUACCCCUUCAGUAUGUGAUCUGGCAGCAGAAGUCUUGGUUUCCCCAACCCAAACCCAUUUUACAGCAUUUGCUGAGUCACCUCACAUUAACACUAUUCAGCAGACACGUGGGGUGCUAGGAUUGCUUCCGGAGAUGCCUAAAGCCUUGGCGUCAAGAAACUUGACCUUUGCUUCAAGUUUCUUUCUCUCUCUUCAUCGGCCCCAUCAGACACUAAACCUUUGUUUUGUGGACAGUUUUUCAAGCCAAUUCAGCAGCUACACAAAUCUGUGCAAAUUUAGCUUGAGACAAGUUGCCUUCUCAACCCAGCCACAGUCCAUGAAUUUGUUGUUUAACCCAAAUCCAAUUGAGUGUUGCAGGAAAGAGAAGAGGAAACAUCUCACACCCAAGUGGCCCACACCAUAA
Tupaia belangeri chinensis (Chinese tree shrew) is the source of this 827-nucleotide messenger RNA. RefSeq lists its product as uncharacterized. NCBI's taxonomy places the organism in Eukaryota, Metazoa, Chordata, Mammalia, Scandentia, Tupaiidae. The coding region runs from base 177 to 827 and encodes 216 amino acids. The transcript is spliced from 5 exons. The record is from RefSeq and is a predicted model, not a curated record.